GGUGGGGGGGACGCCGGCAGUUCCCCGCGGCAGGGCGGGGUGGUCGAAUGAGCUUCGUGUCCCUCCUCCGGUGACAGCGUGGUCACUCAUCUUCCUGAGAUGAUCCGCUCGGACUGUCAUGGUCUCCAACACAGCACUCCAGAGAGACCAGCUCACGGAUACGUUCAAGACCCUCAUUCAGCUCCGCCAAGCCCUGGAGGUGUUUCUCUCCCUCAGAUGAUCAGCUGUGGUGAAACACAACUCUGACCUCUGCUUUCCGUCACUCUAGGACUUGGCCAACAUUUCCACAAGCUUACGCCUGCUUGGAAAGAAGAGAGUAGCUUUCUCAUGCCACAACCCCGUCUCCCGUUUGCCAGAUCCACCCAGAACCCUGCCUGUAUUCAGAAGACAGAAAGUCCUCUUUCUCCAAAAGACCCCUCCUGUCCCCAGGAUAUGGACCCAUUUGCUUGCAAUGACCUGGAAUCCCUUAUACCAACCAUUCUUGAUUCUCAGGAAUCAGUGACUUUUCAAGAUGUCGCUGUGGACUUCACUGAGAAGGAGUGGCCCCUGCUGGAUUCCUCCCAGAGGAAACUGUACAAGGAUGUAAUGUUGGAAAACUAUAGCAAUCUCACGUCCAUAGGGUACCAUGUUGGCAAACCCAGCCUGAUCUCACACUUAGAGCAAGAACUGGAGCCACGGACUGAGGAGAGGGGAAGUCCAUCAGGCAGAUGUCCCGAUCGGGAAGCUCCAGCUACAACCAAGUGGUCAAGUCUUAUGAAAAAUAUUUUUGGGAACGAGGCGGCCAAUGUCGUUACGGUGGAAAGUCGGCAUCCUCGAGAGACAUCCCCUGAAUAUAGUCACGUGUGGGAAGCCUUCAGCGUGGGAGCCCAUCUCUCUCAGCGCACUGGGAAGACCACCAGCAAGAGACCCAGUUACCGCCGGGACCGUGGGGUCACCCUUCAGACCCGGUCACCCCUCACCCAGCACCCAAGCAUCUACAACGGGAGAAAAAUGCACGAGUGUCACCAGUGCCAGAAGGCCUUCACCACCAGCGCUUCCCUCACACGGCACAGGAGGAUCCACACCGGGGAGAAACCUUACGAGUGCAACACCUGCGGUAAAGCAUUCAACGACCCCUCUGCCCUCCGGAGCCACUCGAGAACUCACCUCACGGAAAAACCCUUUGACUGCAGUCAGUGCGGGAACGCCUUCCGCACCCUCUCCUCCCUCAAGAUACACACACGCGUUCACACCGGGGAGAGGCCUUAUAAGUGUGAGGAGUGUGGCAAGGCCUACGGCCGGAGCUGCCACCUCAUCGCUCACAGAAGGACACACACCGGCGAGAGGCCCUACGGAUGCCACGACUGCGGGAAGGCCUUCCAGCACCCGUCCCACCUCAAAGAGCACGUCAGGAACCACACGGGAGAGAAGCCCUACGAAUGCACGCUGUGUGGGAAAGCCUUCCGCUGGAAGUCCAACUUCAACCUGCACAAGAAGAACCACACGGCGGAGAAGACGUAUGAAUGUAAAGACUGCGGCAAGUCCUUCGGGGACCUCUUGACCCGGAGGAAACACAUGAGAAUCCACAUCGUGAAGAAGCCGGCAGAAUGCAGACAGUGUGGGAAAACCUUCCGCAACCAGUCGAUCCUAAAGACACACAUGAACUCCCACACGGGGGAGAAGCCUUAUGGAUGCGACCUGUGCGGGAAAGCUUUCAGCGCCAGCUCCAACCUGACAGCCCACAGGAAGAUCCACACCCAGGAGAGACGCUACGAAUGCAGCAGCUGCGGGAAAGUCUUUGGAGAUUACUUAUCCAGGAGGAGACACAUGAGCGCCCACCUGGUCAAGAAGCGUGUGGAGUGCCGGCAGUGCGGGAAGGCCUUCCGCAACCAAUCGACGCUCAAGACACACAUGAGGAGCCACACGGGAGAGAAGCCCUAUGAGUGCGACCACUGCGGCAAGGCCUUCAGCAUCGGCUCCAACCUGAAUGUGCACAGGAGGAUCCACACCGGGGAGAAGCCCUACGAGUGCCUUGCCUGUGGGAAAACUUUCAGCGAUCAUUCGUCCCUUCGGAGCCACGUGAAGACACACCGGGGAGAGCAACUCUACGUCUCCUCAUUGUGGAAGAGGCUCCAGUGAUUUGAUUUUUUGUCUUGUUUUUCUCUCGAGAAAAGCAGAGGGCUCACACUGGAAGGAGAAUUCUGAUAGGGGAAGGAAGCUCUUAUGAACUCAUCUUCUUGGCCACGUGCAAGACGUCUUGUCUGGGAAGAAGUCAUGUUUGUGUAAAUCAGUCACACAGAUUACACGGGUUUUCUACUCUUAUUUUUAUUAUUUUGUUAUGAUUUUGGAGAAUCAUGAGAACUCAAGCUACAGAAGAAAAUGUAUUUCCAAUGUUGGGGGGUGGGGAGGGGGUGGGCAGUGGUACACUGGGUUAAGUGCACAUAGCACAAAAGCAUAAGGACCCAGACAAUAAGAAGUCAUAUUUGUGUAAAUCAGUCACACAGAUUACAUGGGUUUUCGACUCUUAUUUUUAUUAUUUUGUUAUGAUUGGAGAAUCGUGAGAACUCAAGCUACAGAAGAAAAUUUAUUUCCAAUGUUGGGGGGCGGGCAGUGGCACACUGGGUUAAGUGCACAUAGCACAAAAGCAUAAGGACCCAGACAAGGAUCUCGGUUUGAGCCCCCUGGCUCCCCACCUGCAGACUUCACAAGCGAUGAAGCAGGUCUGCGGGUGUCUCUCUGUCUCUCUCCCGACCUCCCUCUCCCCUCUCACUCUCUUCUCUCAAUUUCUCUCUGUGUCCUAUCCAAUAAAAUGGAAAAAAUGGCCACCAGGAGUAGUGGAUUCAUAGUGCUGGCAUUGAGCCCUCAGUGAUAACCCUGGAGACCAAAAAUAGAUAUGUUUCUAGUGUGGAGAGGCCAGCUGUGUACAUUUUAAUUCCUCACUACAUGCUGAAUGAGGGAAGGGAACCUUUGCUUGGUAUUCUAAUGUGGACAUGUCUUGUACCACCUCCAGGCCCCCUAUAAUUGCUGAUUUCAAAUGCACUAUGACAAGAGCAUGGCAUAUCAGAUGAACCCACUAGAAAGUUUCCAGCCUCCUAUCUAGCUGAGAGUAGUGAAUGCUUCCUCUGUAUCUCUUCUGCCUUUCUCAAGAACCCCCCCCCCCCUUUUUCUUUUAAAUCAGACCAGACAGGUGUUCUAAUCUCUAAAGCGUCUCACAGGUUCUCUCUGUUCUGUUGACCUCCAGCCUCAUAACAGCACGUUUACAUUGCUCAGCUCCCAGUUGCUUUUUUGUUUUGUUUUAACCUGUUACUUAUCGGAUAGAAAUAGCCAGAAAUCGAAAGGGAAGUGGGUGAUAGGGAGAGAGACACCUGCAGCCCCUGCUUCACCACUUACAAAGCUUGCCCACCCCCUCCGCAGGUGCAGACUGGGGGCUGGAACCUGGGCCCUUGUGCAUUGUAAUGUGCGGUUUAACCGGGUGCACCAUAAGAUAUAGUGGGACACGAGCCCGGGAGAGACACUCCAACUCCAGAGCUCUCCCUGCUACCAUAGCAAAAACCCUCUGGCUCUCCAAGCCUCACAUGGCAACAGAACCUUGCUGCAGGCAGAAUCAGGAACUUGGCGUCAGCUUACCCCUCCCCACCCCAAACUUCUUCACUGGUCCUCUCGCAAUGUAUAAAGUCCAAGUGACAGUGCCUGGCCAAUAUGCCACUGUAUAAACUGAUAAAAGCUGUUAAAAAAAAAAAAAAAGUAUGGGUUAUUUACACCUGGGUUGUUUUUUUUUUUUACUUUUUAAAGAUAUUAUCUUUACUUAUUGGAAAGAGACAGCCAGAAAUUAAGAGGAAGGGGGAGAUAGAGAGGGAGAGGAACAGAGAGACACCUGCAGCCCUGCUUCACCACUUGCAAAGCUUUCCCCCUACAAGUGGAGGCUGAGGGGGCUUGAACUUGGAUCCUUGCACAUUGUAAUGUGUGCUCAACCAGGCUGUAGAUGAAGGGGUUUAGCAUGGGGGUGACCACCGUGUACAUCACUGAGGCUACCGAACCCUUCCUGGAUGGAUGAGCUGCUCCAGACGUGAGGUAGACCCCAAGGCCUGCACCAUAGAACAAAGAGAUGACAGAGAGGUGAGACCCACAGGUAGAAAAUGCUUUAUACUUUCCCCGGGUUGAGGAAAUACCCAUGAUAGAAGAGAGAAUUCUAGAAUAAGAGAAAAGGAUUCCCAUCAGGGGAAUUACACCCAAUAGGCCAGUAACAAAAUACUGCAGGAUGUCAUUGACGAAGGUGUCAGAACAGGCAAGCUUGAGGAACUGUUGAAGUUCACAGAAGAAGUGGGGGAUUUCUAUCUCUGUGCAAAAGGACACUCUCAGGACCAUCAGACUCUGCAGCAAAGAAUACGUCAGGCAGAUCCACCAGCAGAGCAGGAGCAAGAGGCCACAGAGCCUUGGGUUCAUGACGACGGUGUAGUGCAGGGGGUUACAGAUGGCCACAAAACGGUCGUAGGCCAUCACUGUCAGAAGUAAGUCAUCCAGCCCUGCAAAAAUCAUGAAAAAGUACAUCUGGACAAGACAGCCUUCGUAGGUGAUGGCUUUAUCCUGUGUCUGAAUGUUUGCCAGCAUCUUGGGGACGGUGGUGGAGGUGAAACAGACGUCAACGAAGGACAGGUUGGAGAGGAAGAAAUACAUGGGGGUGUGGAGGUGUGGGUCAGAGAUGGCAGCCAAGAUGAUGAUGAGGUUCCCUGUAACACCCACCAAGUACAUGAACAGGAAUGCCCCGAAGAGGAAGGGCUCCAUGUCCUUAUCUUCUGAAAGUCCCAGGAGAAUGAAGUUUGAAAUGACUGUGUGGUUACCUGCUCCCAUGUGCACUUAGGGAACUGGCCUGAAAGAGACAAGAAUAGUGUUAAAAGUGUAUCAGCCCACUGUUAAAAUUCAGUCUGAGCCCGCAUUCUGUGGUCAUGAGUAGGAAUGUUCCAAGCUGCCCCAUCUUCAGAACCCAUCUUCCUCAGGUGGUAGAUAGGUGGUAGAUCCUUCAGAGGAUGGAACAUUCUCUACUGUUGUUGAUCCACAUUGAGGGCAAGGUCCUAUGGGGGUCCACAAAGGGGUCUCAGAUCUACAGGGAUGCAGAGGUCACAUAGGCUCCUAAGUUGAAUAUGGGCCCCAGAUCACAUCAAAUUGAUGGGGUCUACAGUCAACAAUAUUUAUAUACCUUUCCAUAUUAGGGAGCUACUCUCUUCCCUGAUCCAGCUUUCUGGUCCUUUUUGUAGCCAUGACAUCAUCUCCCCAGACAAUAACUUGGGUCCACCUACAUAUCAGAUGUCAGGCUCAGAAAAAAAAAAAAAAAAAAAAAAACACUAGUGUAGUCUUUGGAAUAUAACUAAAACAGGCCUACUAUUUAUCUACAAAACGGAGACCCCCAAAUCUUCAUCUGCACUAUUCCAACCUUUAGGUUCAUGAUUAGUCAACAAUGUGUUUGGCUUGAUAUGUUAACUCUUUUUAGCCAUCAUGCUACCAUGAUGCCAACCUAGGUAGAUGACCCCACCAAUGUGUCCUGGAGCCCUGCUUCCCCAGAUCCCUGCCCUACUAGGAAAGUGAGAGGCUGGGAGUAUGGAUCAACUUGCCAAGGCCCAUGCUCACCGGGGAAGCAAUUAUACAGAAGCCAGACCUUCCACCUUCUACACCCCACAAUGACCCUGGGUCCAUACUCCCAGAGGGACAAAGAAUAGGGAAGCUAUCAGGAUAGGGGUUGGAUAUAAAGUUCUGGUGGUGGGAAUUGUGUGAAGUUGUACCUCUCUUAUCCUAUGGUUUUUGUCAGUGUUUCCUUUUUAUAAAUAAAAAUAAAAAAAAUUCAAUCUGA
Molecule: messenger RNA, 5821 nt
Organism: Erinaceus europaeus (western European hedgehog)
Lineage: Eukaryota; Metazoa; Chordata; Mammalia; Eulipotyphla; Erinaceidae
Gene: ZNF317
Product: zinc finger protein 317
Exons: 10
Coding region: 328-2118 (596 amino acids)
Biological process (GO): negative regulation of transcription by RNA polymerase II
Cellular component (GO): nucleus
Molecular function (GO): DNA-binding transcription repressor activity, RNA polymerase II-specific; RNA polymerase II transcription regulatory region sequence-specific DNA binding
Source: RefSeq, a predicted model, not a curated record